This is a messenger RNA of Saxophila tyrrhenica, 1563 nucleotides long. RefSeq names its product tRNA(m(1)G37)methyltransferase (gene TRM5). Gene Ontology annotation, cellular component: mitochondrial matrix; cytoplasm. Lineage: Eukaryota; Fungi; Ascomycota; Dothideomycetes; Mycosphaerellales; Extremaceae. Gene Ontology annotation, molecular function: tRNA (guanine(37)-N1)-methyltransferase activity. The record is from RefSeq and is a predicted model, not a curated record. The transcript has a single exon. Gene Ontology annotation, biological process: mitochondrial tRNA methylation; tRNA N1-guanine methylation. The coding region runs from base 1 to 1563 and encodes 520 amino acids.
AUGGCGACAAGCCUCGAUCAGAAGCAUCAGGACGAAGAAAUGUUCCGUCCGCCCCUAGCCCGUGGUAUGAAGGCUCUGGAUCGCUCUAUCUUCCAAAAGGUCGUCUCUAUCAACGCUGCACGAGUCUUUGACAAUAAGAACAUCUCCAAGGUCCGCUCCCAGCUCGAACGCAGCAAGGACGCUCUCCAGCAGGACCGGAUUGCAAACGUGCUCCCCGACCCGGAUGCAGAAAGGGCCAAGGUCGGGAAGAAGUGUAUUCUAUUGAGACCAGAAGUCCGGCAGAGUGAUCUUAAUACGCACGAUGCCACCAACGGUGUGAACGGAGACACUAUUAAGCACAGUACUCAGGACGAACGAACUACAGCAUGGCCACACUCUCCAGUCCUAGCCGAGCUCGUCAAGGAGGAACUCAUCUCAGUCAUACCCUACAACCUCCACUUGAACUACGACUACUGGACCUACCACGACAUCAUUACGGCCAUCCUACCCAUCGAAGCACAGUCAGAGAUCCCCUCCGGCUUCUCCCAGGUCGGCCACGUAGUCCACAUGAACCUCCGAGACGCCUACUUACCGUACAAAUACCUCAUCGCCACAAUCAUCAUCGACAAGAACCCUGGCGCCAAGACUGUCAUCAACAAGAUCGACGACGUCGGCGAGGAAAACGAGUUUCGAACCUUCAAGUACGAGGUGCUCGCCGGAAAAGACGAUCUCAACGUUGCAGUUUCGGAGGCAGGUUGCGAGUUUCACUUCGACUACUCAAAGGUCUACUGGAACACACGACUCAGCACCGAGCAUGCACGGCUCGUGGAUAUGUUCAAGGAAGGCGAAGCAGUGUGCGAUGUCAUGGCUGGGAUCGGACCAUUUGCUGUUCCGGCUGGAAAGAAACGGGUGUUUGUCUGGGCAAAUGACUUGAAUCCGGACUCUUAUGCUAGUCUCACAGAUGCAGUGAGCAGGAACAAGGUUGGCGAUUUCGUGACGCCAUCCUGUUCAGAUGGCCGAAAGUUCAUACGGGAAGCUGCGGCCCAGUUGCUCGCCGAGGAAAAGGUGGUCGAGAUCAAAAGGAAAGUGUCUCGAAGAGAGGCGCAAGCCCAGGCCCAGACGAACGGGAACCCAGUCAGUCACGGACCGGUCAAGAAAGUCGUUCGGCCGAAGACAUUCCAGCACUAUGUGCUCAAUCUACCCGCCUCAGCGCUGACCUUCCUACCGAGCUUCGUCGGGCUGUAUCCGUCUGAGCUGAGAGACAAGCUGCCUCCUGGGACGGCUAUGCCGAUGGUGCAUGUAUACUGCUUCAGCACAAAAGACGAGCUUGCGACUGGAACCCAUUCGGCAGGCACCGACACCGAGAACGAACAAAAACUGAUGACUACGAACGAGACCGCCGAGCAGAAAAUCUGCUCCGAGAUCAGCAAGCAUCUAGGCUACGAAAUGGUGCCAGGCACGCACGCAGAAGACCAACGACCUGGUGCGGUGCAGAUAUGGGACGUAAGAGAUGUGGCGCCGAAGAAGAGGAUGUUCUGUGCGAGCUUUCGGUUACCUGAGGAGGUUGCUUUUCGACAUCCGUGA